AUGCGUCCGUCGGUGUUCGAGGGCCUGGAGGUGACCAUCGUGAUCUUCGUUUGCCUGGAGGUGACCAUCAAUGUUCUCGCGUGCUCAGAGAUGACUGUCGUCUUUGUCGUGUGCCUGGGAAUGAUCGUGCACAUGGUGGACCGCAGCCUGGGCCUCCCCGGCUCCCUGAUGAAGUUGGAGGUGACAGCCGUCGGCUUCGGGUGCGGGGAGGCGCCCUUCGUGAUGCUGGGCCUGGACGCGGUAAGGGGGGCCUCGGCGCGGGCGAGGGCCCGGUGGCGAUCCAGGGCCUGGAGGCGUUUGAGGGCGCUCGGGUGGCCAUCGUGUUUUCCGUGCUCCCGGAGGUGGCCGUCGUUCUUUAUCGCGAGCCCGGAGUUCGUCAGCUCCGAGUGCCUUGAGGUGGCCGUCGUGAUCUUCGCGAGCCUGGAGUUGACCGCCGUCUUUGUCGGACGCCUGGAGGCGCCCGCGCCGCAGGUCGGCGCCGUGGGCCUUCUGUCAUUGCGUCGUCAGGCCUCCAUCCUCAUUAUAGGAACGAGGACGAGAUGGCGUCCCGCUCGUCGAGGCGGUGUGUGA
This is a messenger RNA of Prorocentrum cordatum, 570 nucleotides long. The record is from the annotation of a GenBank genome assembly. Lineage: Eukaryota; Dinophyceae; Prorocentrales; Prorocentraceae.